This is a messenger RNA of Chinchilla lanigera (long-tailed chinchilla), 3730 nucleotides long. RefSeq names its product notum pectinacetylesterase homolog (Drosophila) (gene Notum). NCBI's taxonomy places the organism in Eukaryota, Metazoa, Chordata, Mammalia, Rodentia, Chinchillidae. Gene Ontology annotation, molecular function: hydrolase activity. The record is from RefSeq and is a predicted model, not a curated record.
GCAUUGUGAUUUAAUGUGCAGACUAAAUUGCGCUACAGCAAACAUCAGAGUGUAUAAUAGGUAUGUUCUCUUCUUCUGGGACCUCAUCCGCAAUCAUAACCACCACCCUGCUGUGCACUUUCACAAAUGGGCUCCUGUAAUCCCACAACAACCAUCUGAAGGAGAUACAGUUUUUGCCCGUUUUGAAAAAACACAGAGGUCGCAGACUUUGCCCAGGAACUUCCUGCCAGGAAAUGGCUCAGAGCCAGGUCAGUGUGCAGCACAGGCCAGCACCCAGCCAUGACACCCAGCUGGAAGUUAGCAUUUCUCCACCAGGACUUGGAACAGCAGGCUCUUAGAACAGAAGGCUCCUGGGGCAGGUUGUUGUACAGUGCUGGACCACAUAGGUCAGCCUUUGCUUCUGGGGGUAGCUGGGAAGACAUCUCAAAAUGCUGAAGCUACUGCUCUUGCCAGUCACACAAUGCAUGGCCUUUAAACUGACCCAACAACAGAGGGACGGCAAGUAUAGGUUUUGGAAUGAGUUGAGCUACAUGCAGGUGGCAACUCUUCUGUUAGUGUCUCUGAACUCAGUUCUCAUCUGGGAAAUGAGCACACAUUUGCCCCUGGAUGUCUGUGAGUGUACCUGUGUGUCUCUUCUCUCCCUUCAUGAGUGUCCUGAGGUCAGCUGACCUUCGGGACACCUCUUGGCCUGAUUUUGAGCUUUGCAGUUUACCCUGGGCACAUUGCACCCCUCACGUGCACAGCACAACAGUUCUCGAGAGUCCCCUUUGACCUCUCACUGUUUGCCAGAGCCGGCAGACAGCAGCUUACUGAGCAUGCAGGGUGUUUCUUCCCCAGGUCCUUACUCAGCCAGAGGACUAGGGUUAGGCAGCAUCCUGCCUGCUUCUAUCAGUCCAGCAGCCUCUGAUCAGGUACAGCAGGUGCCUCCUAGGCGAGAAAGGCUCCCACUGUACUGAUGUGGGUGGGCCCGGGAAGCCCUGCCAUUACCCAAAGACAGGACUGUCUCCCGUCUUUGUGGAAAGACCAGGCUGCAGGUGGCAGUGUAAAGCAAAAGAGGGGGUGAGUGGCACUGUGGGGUGGUGGUAUCUUGUGUAUACAGUGGAUACACCUCUUCUUAUUUGUGAUUCCUCCUCCAGCACCCCCUUUUUUAUUUUUUUGAGACAUGAUCUCCCUAUGUAGUUUAGACAAGCUUUGAACUCACUAUAUAUCCUCAAAGCAGGCGAUCCUCCUGCCUCAGCUUCCAUAGGCCUGUUGUCUUCAUACCUGGUAUCUAUUUCAUUUUCCAAGAGGAAUUUCAUUCUGCUCCCACUGAUUUAAACUCUGAGCUAUAAUAGGGAAAGUAAAGUGACCUGACUAGGCAGGUUCUGUACGUUGCAAGGAGGUCACCCCGUCCUCAUUUGCUCCAAUCUUCAGCAAUAUUUCUCCAGAGGCGGCACGGGCAAGGAGAGAGGUUCUUGGGGAUCUUCUGUGGCGGGGCGGCAGCCAGAGUUUGCCCGGAGCGACCCAGGACCUUAUCCCGCUGCGGUCUGACUUUGGUGGCCACCGGCUGGAGUGGCGCAGCCAUGGGCCGAGGGGUGCGCAUGCUUCUCCUGCUGGGCCUCCUGCACUGGGCUGGGGGCGGCGAGGGCAGGAAGACCUGGCGGCGCAGAGGUCAGCAACCGGUCCCGCCGCCGCCACCCCCACUGCCCCCGCAGCGGACCGAGGCUGCACCGGGCACUGGGCAGCCGGUGGAGAGCUUCCCGUUGGACUUCACGGCCGUAGAGGGCAAUAUGGACAGCUUCAUGGCGCAGGUUAAGAGCCUGGCACAGUCCCUGUACCCCUGCUCAGCACAGCAGCUCAACGAGGACCUGCGCCUCCACCUCCUACUCAAUACGUCGGUGACCUGCAACGACGGCAGCCCGGCCGGCUACUACCUAAAGGAGUCCAAGGGUAGCCGGCGGUGGCUACUCUUUCUGGAAGGCGGCUGGUACUGCUUCAGUCGGGAGAACUGUGACUCCAGAUACGACACCAUGCGGCGCCUCAUGAGCUCCAAAGACUGGCCCCAGACUCGCACAGGCACAGGGAUCCUGUCCUCUCAGCCAGAGGAGAACCCCUACUGGUGGAAUGCCAACAUGGUCUUCAUUCCCUAUUGCUCCAGUGACGUUUGGAGUGGGGCUUCCUCCAAGUCUGAGACGAAUGAGUAUGCAUUCAUGGGUGCCCUCAUCAUCCGAGAGGUGGUGCAGGAGCUCCUGGGCAGAGGACUGAGCGGGGCCAAGGUGCUGCUGCUGGCCGGUAGCAGCGCUGGGGGCACUGGGGUGCUGCUGAAUGUGGACCGUGUAGCUGAGCAGCUGGAAGAACUGGGCUACCCCGCCAUCCAGGUGCGGGGCUUGGCUGACUCAGGCUGGUUCCUGGACAAUAAGCAGUACCGCCGCACAGACUGCGUCGACACUGUCACGUGUGCACCCACAGAGGCCAUCCGCCGAGGCAUCAGGUAUUGGAACGGGAUGGUCCCAGAGCGCUGUCGGAGCCAGUUCAAGGAGGGCGAGGAGUGGAACUGCUUCUUAGGCUACAAAGUCUACCCGACUCUGCGCUGCCCAGUGUUCGUGGUACAGUGGCUGUUUGACGAGGCCCAGCUGACUGUGGACAACGUGCACCUCACAGGACAGCCAGUCCAGGAGGGGCAGUGGCUAUACAUCCAGAACUUGGGCCACGAGCUGCGCAGCACACUCAAGGAUGUGCCGGCCAGCUUUGCUCCAGCCUGCCUGUCCCACGAGAUCAUCAUUCGGAGCCACUGGACAGAUGUCCAGGUGAAGGGGACCUCGCUGCCUCGAGCACUGCACUGCUGGGACAGAAGCCUCCAUGACAACCAUAAGGCCAGCAAAACUCCCCUGAAGGGCUGCCCCAUCCACCUGGUGGACAGCUGCCCCUGGCCCCACUGUAAUCCCUCAUGCCCCACCAUUCGGGACCAGUUCACUGGGCAGGAGAUGAACGUGGCCCAGUUCCUCAUGCACAUGGGCUUUGAUGUGCAGACGGUGGCCCAGCAGCAGGGACUGGAGCCCAGCAAGUUGCUGGGGAUGCUAAGCAGCGGGAGCUAGGGAGGAUUCUGGAGGAGGAACCAGCCCUGGCUGGACAGGUACCUGUUGCCUCAGUGUCCGUUCUGGCCCUCCCAGGCUCCCAGCCACCCCCAGCAGCCUCCCUCUUCCUCCCCUGCAGCCUUCAGGAGACCCAGCCAGAGAGGGUACCCACCCUUAGCCCACCCUUAGCCCUGGCUACAGCCUGGGACCCUGCCCAGUCACCCAUCCCCCAGCCUGCCAUGAGAGGAAAACCAGGAGCAAAGCACUGGGUUCCCAGCCCAGCAGUUCAGACAGUGCCUGCCUGCCCCAGCCUGCAUGCCCUUUUGUAUUAUUUUAUAAAGUAACUUUUUUUUAUUACUUUAACUUUUUUAAAAAAGAAAAUAAGGAAGAAAUAUAUGAUGAAUGAUACUGUUUUGUAACUUUUUUUAAAUAAUGAAAGAAGACAACAAAAGAAGCUCACCCUGGAUCUGUUUAUUUGAGGGCUGUUCUGCUGACUUUGUACCUCCCCAUAGGGCAGCAGGGGACUCCACUCUGACUCCUGCUGUAGGUUUGGAGGGCCCCCACCCCACCUCAAGACCCUAUGCAUGUGCUCAAUGAAUACCCAUUUCCCAGGGCAGCAGUUCACGGUUGCUUUUUGUUUUCUUAUUGAAAUGGAAGGAAAAGAAAAAAAUAAAAAA